AUGCUUUCUUCAAACAUCGAUGGAAACAGUGGGAAUCACAAACGUGAUGGUCCCUCACUACUUCAGGCGUGGAACGCCUACAUCCAUAACCUCGAGGAUGUAGGUCGUGACGCUUGGAACGACAAACUUAUCAAAGCUCGUGAUAAGUUUGAAAAGCGAACCCCGACAGGUGCACGCUACAAGCUGCAUCGUCUGUCAAGGGAGAAGGGAUUACCCUGCCUCUCUUGGGGAGACUCGUGCCCAUGUUGUGUGAACAACUCUGCGCGCGCACCUAAGGAGGCUUACCUCCUUACCAGCCCGUGGUGGCGCGUACGUGUCUCUACUGAGAUGUACGAAGGGAUUGACAACCUGAAAUCCCUUUACGACCGUGCCGGGAAGACUUUCUCCGGCGGUCCUUCUGCGGCACAGGAUGUGCCGCGUCGAACUGCUCAACCGGAACCAGUACGUCAACCAUCAGUUGGGAGCGGGGCUCCCAAGAAUCCCAGGACGGGGGAUAGCCGCGCCACCGGACUAAAUAACUCGUCCGACGUCCGUCUGCGUCGCGGUGGUUCGACAGAUGCUCAACUAGAUAGCGCUGGCCACCGCGAGAGUCCUCUAAUGUAG
Molecule: messenger RNA, 603 nt
Organism: Peronospora matthiolae
Lineage: Eukaryota; Oomycota; Peronosporomycetes; Peronosporales; Peronosporaceae
Source: the annotation of a GenBank genome assembly